Molecule: messenger RNA, 396 nt
Organism: Acanthocheilonema viteae
Lineage: Eukaryota; Metazoa; Nematoda; Chromadorea; Rhabditida; Onchocercidae
Source: the annotation of a GenBank genome assembly
AUGCAUGAUUCAGCUACAAAGUUAAGAACCCACAUUAUGCAUAUCUCAUCUCACAUAUAUCGUACAUUAUGUUCACAGUUGUCAAAAGCGUUGGUAAGCGGAAGCGAAUGGCCCGAUAAAGAUGAAUUGCUGGAUGUAUUAUAUUGGGGAAGGCAGCUUCUUGCACUUAUAAUUGGUAUUUUUUGGGGUUUCAUACCUCUACAUGGCUUUCUGGCUAUCGUUCUCUAUAUCAUAAUUUCUACUGCAGUUGGUCAAUUUUAUACUACCAAUUUUCAGAAGGUGGAUGAAGAUUCACUGGGUGGAUUUUGGGAAUUAGCAAAAGAAGGUUUUGGAUCUGCAUUCGCAACGUUCAUGGUUUCAUGGAUAGGCGUUUAUUCCGCUUCACAUUUUAAUUGA